Molecule: messenger RNA, 2100 nt
Organism: Setaria italica (foxtail millet)
Lineage: Eukaryota; Viridiplantae; Streptophyta; Magnoliopsida; Poales; Poaceae
Product: probable inactive beta-glucosidase 33
Exons: 13
Coding region: 76-1749 (557 amino acids)
Biological process (GO): carbohydrate metabolic process
Molecular function (GO): beta-glucosidase activity
Source: RefSeq, a predicted model, not a curated record
UCCCUGGUAACUCUCAGCUCGCGUGGUCAGCACCAGCGAAACGACAGGACGAUCCGGAGUGUUAGCAGCGGCCGAAUGAUCCAUGGAAGCACGUCAGUCACUAGCUUAAAGUCCUCACCCACCCGCGCCCACCAGUCACCAGUCAUCGCCACCGCGCGGCAGGAGGAGCAGCAGCCAGUCGUCGGCAGAGGCAUGGCGCCGCUCAGCAGCUCCGGCGUGCUCCGGCGACUCCGAGCGCAAGCCACGCCGCGGCUGCUCACCGUCUUGCUCGCCGUUGUCGUCGGCGUCGCGCCAAGGAGCGCCUCCGCGAUCACCAGGCGUGACUUCCCGGAGGGGUUCGUCUUCGGCGCUGGGUCCUCGGCUUUCCAGGUGGAAGGAGCUGCUGCAGAGGAUGGAAGGGCACCCAGCAUUUGGGACACCUUCACCCAUGAAGGUUACUCGUACGAUGGAUCCACCGCUGAUGUUUCGGCAGAUCAGUAUCACCACUACAAGGAAGACGUAAAGCUUAUGCAUGCGAUGGGUUUAGACGCGUACAGAUUCUCGAUUGCUUGGCCCAGGCUUAUUCCCGAUGGAAGAGGAGAGAUCAACGCAAAAGGCUUGGAAUACUACAACAAUCUCGUAGACGAACUGAUACUGCACGGGAUUCAGCCUCAUGCCACCAUCUACCAUUUUGAUCUUCCUCAGGUACUUCAGGAUGAAUACGGUGGACUCCUCAGCCCCAGAUUCAUAGAAGAUUACACUGCAUUUGCAGAAGUCUGCUUCAAGCACUUCGGGGACAGGGUGAAGCACUGGGUCACCCUCAACGAGCCCAACAUAGAGCCCAUCGGCAGCUACGACCAAGGCUCCCAGCCGCCACGCCGCUGCUCCUAUCCGUUCGGCAAGAACUGCACCGGCGGCGACUCGUCGACGGAGCCGUACAUCGCCGCGCACCACCUCCUGCUCGCUCACGCCUCUGCAGUGUCCUUAUACAGGAACAAGUACCAGCCCAUUCAGGGAGGCCAGAUAGGGAUCACUCUCCUGGGCUGGUGGCACGAGCCUGCCACCAACACGUCAGAGGACGCAGCUGCUGCGUCGAGGAUGAACGACUUCCACAUCGGAUGGUUCAUGCAUCCGUUGGUGUACGGGGACUACCCGCCGGUGAUGCGGAGCAGGGUGGGCGACCGGCUGCCGCGUCUUUCCGCGGAGGAGUCGGCGAGAGCGCGCGGGUCCUUCGACUUCGUCGGCUUCAACCACUACCUCAUCCUACGGGUCCGAUCGUCCGCGGAGGAGGAGGAAUUGAAGGACUACUACGUCGAUGCGGGCGUUCAGAAUCCACUCCUGGCCAUCACGGAGGGCCGCGUCGAGUCUCCUCCAUGGGCGCUGGGGAAGCUGCUGGAGCACCUGAAGGUGAACUACGGCAACCCUCCCGUCGUCAUCCAUGAAAAUGGACUAGGAGACUCCCCCGAAUCGCGAGGCCCGAUCGAGUACGACGACGAGUACAGGUCCGAGUUCCUGCAGAACUACCUGGAGGUGCUCUACCAGUCCAUACGGAACGGGUCGGACGCGCGGGGUUACUUCGUGUGGUCGUUCCUGGACGUGUUCGAGUUCAUCUUCGCCUACAGGCUGCGCUUCGGCCUGUGCGGCGUCGACAUGCGCGCCGCGGCGCGGACGCGGUACGCGCGGAGCUCCGCGCGCUGGUACGCCGGCUUCCUCCGCGGCGGCGAGCUCCGGCCGCCGGCUCGCUCCGACAGGGCGUACUACGUCGCGUGACGAGUUAAAUGAUUUAGAGAUCGAGGGGUCCAUUCGACUGUUCGAGAAUAAGAAGAGAUCGUGUAGGCAUGUACCAUGUCCAUGUCUGAUGUCCGAAGUGUUAAGCAAAACGUGUUGGUGCACGACUACUCAGGUGUAGCGCACGACAAUCCUGGUUGAGGUAUGAUGCAAGGUAAGGAUAAGGUUCCAAGACAUAAGAGUCCUAGAGUAUUGUAACGUCCUUGUAACAGAUCAGGAGAUAGAUAGAGAUAGGAUGGUUUAACCGUAUGCUUGAAAGACGAGCUGCUCCAUGUAAUUGUGACAGUCUCCGGCACUAUAUAAAUACAAAACCAUGAGAUGUGAGUUUGCUAA